AUUACGCGCACUGCAAGAAAGCAGGUCGAGCUGACAGCGUUUCUCAACACAAUAAAAACUCGGGUUUAAAUCAUGGCUGCACGUAGAGAGCCCGUGGAGGUGUAUUUAGAUUUGCUCUCACAGCCUUGCAGAGCAGUUCACAUUUUUUUGAAACAGAACAAAAUCCCUUACACCUUGAAACCCGUGGCGAUACGAAAAGGUGAUCAGAGGAGUCCAGAGUUUACCAAACUUAAUCCCAUGCAAAAGGUUCCAGUAAUAGUAGACAAUGGGUUUGUUCUAACUGAGAGUGAUGCCAUAUUAAAAUAUUUGGCCACCAAAUACAAAGUUCAGCAGCACUGGUACCCCCGUGAGCCUGAGCGACGAGCCCGGGUGGACGAGUACACAGCCUGGCACCACACGAACACGCGCCCACACGCAGCCAAGGUUUUCAUCCUGGAGGUUGUGAUUCCCCGAAUGACAGGCCAGGCCACGGAAGCAGUGAAGGUGGAGAGAGCGGUAACAGAACUAAACGGGACUUUGGACAAGUUGGAGUCGAUGUUUUUAAAAUCACAGCCCUUUCUGUGCGGAGAUGACAUCAGCCUGGCUGACCUGCUGGCUAUAUGUGAACUCAUGCAGCCUCUUGCUGGAGGCCGCGAUGUGCUGCAGGAUCGUCCGAAGCUUCUUGCCUGGAGGAGUCGAGUGCAGUCGGCUCUGCAGGACUCGUUUGAUGAAGCUCAUGUGGUCCUUUACCGUCUCAGAGACAAAGCCAAACUGUGAAUGCCUUGAAUCUACAGAGUAGAAGGGGUGUUCCUACAAUACAUGUGACUGGCAAUAUCCCUCCUACAAACCCCAGCACCUUAAAAUAGUUUCAAUACUAGUGUAUAAUAUGGACAAAAACACAAGGUCUGUCGCAAGACAUUGUUUUUUGCACAGGAGGAAAAGCAGCAAGUCUUUCUUGGCUUAAAACAAACACAUGCAAGCUACAGAUCCUGUGUGCUUGCAGAGGGGACAGCCUACUGACCUUAGAAACAUUGCACAUCUUUUAAUAUUGUUUUAUAUAAAGAAUACACAUUACCCAGCACCCGAUUGCAAGCUGUUUUUAACAACCAGUAUUGUAGGGAUGCAAAGGUAGAUAGCUGUAACACCCCCCCCCCCCCCCCCAAGCACUACAGAAAUGUAUAUGGAAUUGUAUUGUAUAAUUGUUAUAAAACAUCUCACAAAACUGUUAAUUAUUCAGUAAAAGUAUUUCAAAUCGAUUUUGUGCUUUUUUCAUUUAUAAUGAAAGCAUGUCUUUUUAUAUUUGUUUCAGACUAUCCAUCUGUUGUAUGCUUGCCCAGGAAAUGAUUAUACAGAACACAUUUUUCACCACCAAAUACUUUAUU
This is a messenger RNA of Acipenser ruthenus (sterlet), 1361 nucleotides long. RefSeq names its product glutathione S-transferase theta-1-like. Lineage: Eukaryota; Metazoa; Chordata; Actinopteri; Acipenseriformes; Acipenseridae. Gene Ontology annotation, biological process: glutathione metabolic process. The transcript has 5 exons. Gene Ontology annotation, molecular function: glutathione transferase activity. Bases 73 to 756 code for a protein of 227 amino acids. Gene Ontology annotation, cellular component: cytoplasm. The record is from RefSeq and is a predicted model, not a curated record.